Molecule: messenger RNA, 882 nt
Organism: Chondrus crispus (carragheen)
Lineage: Eukaryota; Rhodophyta; Florideophyceae; Gigartinales; Gigartinaceae
Exons: 1
Coding region: 1-882 (293 amino acids)
Source: RefSeq, a predicted model, not a curated record
AUGGUGGAGGUUCUCCCCGUACCUUUUCUUCCGCAACAUACUUCAGCCAUCAGCUCGAAUCCCGGCAGCCAUCGAAGCAGUUCAUGCAUCUUGACCUCUACUGACACACUGCAAAACAGGUCAAGAUUUCUAGUUAACGUAACAACAUCCCAAAACAUGUCAAGCGCAGGAUCUUCAAAAGAAGCUGGAGGAUCAGGUGAAAAGCGGGAGAAGCGGAGAAGGGGGCGGCAGCCGCGACAGUCCCUCGUCAGCCCAACUAUGCACCAAAGCAUCAGCCAAUUUGCUAACGUCAUUGGAGGUCCCGUUUUCGUUCCAGCGGGUUUCCGAGACUAUUCAGGCUGGCUCAGUACCAUUUCAGGUCCAAGGUAUCAACUCGCUUGGAGUAAUCUUGUUCGAGCGUUUACGCAGGAGUGCGCAACUGUAGAGCAGAAGACAAUCCCGCAAUUGAAAAGGGAUGUCGUUACGGACAUCGUUAAUAUGGUUGUUGACAAGAGGCCUCAUGAGAGUGCAAAGCUUGUAAGCACAAAUGCGAGGAGACAGUGCGAGACUAGACCCUCUGGGGGUAUUUCUGUGAUGACGAUUUUUGAGAAGCACCUUCUUGCCCAACAAGAGGUGAGGCCUAUUUUACCAAAAGCACCCAAAAGAGGCGGGGCGGCAUCUCCUCCUCGAGGAAGCGCUUCAACUGGAAGCCCCAAGAGAACUUCAGUUACCACACCCCGGAGUGGUAUUCCUAUUUCUUCGCUUUUAGUUGAGUCGAGGCAUCCUAAUCCUGGAGGGUCGAAAGCUCCGAGGUCACCUACUUCGACGAGGCUUCCACCAAUCGCAGAUUUCGACGCACAAGUUCAGGAAAUCAAGAAAAGAGAUCGAGACCGUAGACGGUGA